UCACUGACAUAAAUAAAAGACCUUGUCCUGAUGAUUGUCAUUGCUUUCUGAAUCGACAAGAAAUGAGCUUUGAAAUAGAUUGUCACAUGUCAAAAAAACUCUCAGAGAUUCCCGAGUUGCCUAUCCCAAUAAUUGGAAAUACAUCUGUUAACUUCAGUAACAAAAACCUAACAAUAUUACCAAGUACAACAUUGUACGGAUACUCUGGAGUUCGAAAAUUGCAUCUGUCUAAUAACAAACUCUGCAAUUUAACAGUUGAUCAAAUACCAAAAAAUUUAACUUAUUUGGAUCUAAGCGAAAACAUUUUUGAAACAUUGAGUAAAUCAGUUGUGAAAUUGAUAUUAAAUGAAUUAAGUGGUUUACGAAUUAAACUGUCAGGAAAUCCAUGGAUCUGCACUUGCGAAAACUAUUAUUUAGUUGAAUUUGUAUCAAACUAUAAACACAUCGAGGAUCGAGAAAAUAUACACUGCAGAGAUCCAAAACUUGGACCAAUGGCAAAAGUUACUGCGCAAGUUCUUUGUGGAUCACGUUUUGAUUGGCGUAAUCCAAUAUUUAUUAGUAUAAUUGGAUUAAAUGCUUCAAUCUUUGUCAUAGCAAUCAUACUUUUCCAAUACAAAAAUUACAUUUUGAUGUGGCUGUAUGAAAAAGGACUUCCAGUACUUCCGGAACCCGAAGACAACUUGAAGUACGAUGCAUUUAUUGCUUUUAGUCACUUGGACUUAGAUCUCGUUAUAGAUUACGUUGACAAACUGGAAAAUGGAGUUCACAAGUACAAACUUUGCUACUAUCAUCGUAACUGGCGAAUUGGAGAAUUAAUUACCACCAGCAUUUUGAAAUCGAUUGCUGAGUCCAGAAGAAUCAUAAUAUUAUUGACUAAAGAUUUUAUCGAGUCGCCUUGGGGUCGAUUUGAGUUCCAUACGGCCAUUCAAGCUGUUUCGGCCAAUAAACUUAAACGACUGAUUGUAAUUAAAUAUCCUGAUGCAGACAUUAGUAAGCUGGACCCACAACUGCAGUUGUUUAUGAAGCUUAACAUAUAUCUCCCCCAAGAUGAUCCUCGUUUUUGGAGAAAACUGAUGUUUGCAAUGCCCCAUAAAUAUAAUCGGGCAGCACGUUCUGAUGCUGAAGCACCAUUGCAGAGAGUCAAAGAAGUUUAAGAACUAUUCAUGGACGAGUGAAUUUUUAUCAUGGCAAUUUUUUUAAAUUUCUUAACAUAAAAUUAAUAAAAUUCUUGAGCAUAUCUA
This is a messenger RNA of Drosophila innubila, 1241 nucleotides long. RefSeq names its product protein toll-like. Gene Ontology annotation, biological process: innate immune response; toll-like receptor signaling pathway. The record is from RefSeq and is a predicted model, not a curated record. Gene Ontology annotation, molecular function: transmembrane signaling receptor activity. Gene Ontology annotation, cellular component: membrane. Bases 63 to 1154 code for a protein of 363 amino acids. Lineage: Eukaryota; Metazoa; Arthropoda; Insecta; Diptera; Drosophilidae. The transcript has 2 exons.